Hypoxylon fragiforme is the source of this 2021-nucleotide messenger RNA. RefSeq names its product 3-oxoacyl-reductase. NCBI's taxonomy places the organism in Eukaryota, Fungi, Ascomycota, Sordariomycetes, Xylariales, Hypoxylaceae. The transcript has 2 exons. Bases 665 to 1423 code for a protein of 252 amino acids. The record is from RefSeq and is a predicted model, not a curated record.
CUAGGCUUAGUUUAAUAUCCUAACCCAGAGCAUCGUUGUCCCAGGGUUUCUUAUCUUUUAUGUUGUACUGUGAGUUAAGGAGUUAUGGGGUUAGUUAUGGGGUUAUGGGGUAUUUUUUAUCAUUCAAGAAGAUCAAUUGAUCUUCAUUACAACAUAAAACUUCAUUUCGAUAACAUCGUCUACUUAUCUAUCAUCUACUAUACCCAGUAACCUAUGUUAGGCAAUUAGCUGACGACGACCUUAGGUAAUCUCUUAUAAAUCGGGAAACAUUUCUUCUUUUUUCUUUUUUCUUUUGUUUAUUUCAACAUCAUCUUGUUGUCUCUUAUGAAUUUGGAGUUGGAGAACCUCAAAUGUGGCUACUGGCUAGGAACCAUGUACCCUAACUAACAUUUAUACUCGGUGAGGGGAUCUCGAUCAGCGAGACCUACUUACUACUUAGUAUGUAGUAUGUACGAAGUAUAUCAAGUAAUCAACCAGUUCCCCCGCACGCUAUUCGCCGUCGCCGUGCGGGCACAACAUUGAAUGAAAUGGCCUUGACUUCUAGCUCGGCCAAGUCUACCUAUGUACUUAUCAAUUAGAUAGUAGUAACUAGCCUUUAUCUGUUGGGACAACCCCCUUUUUACAUAUUAUAGUAUUCUUGAUAACCUUGGAAGACACCAUCAUCAUGGCACCUCAGCCACGUCUAGAAGGCAAAGUCGCAAUUGUGACCGGAGGCGCGUCGGGCUUUGGGAAAGGCAUCGCCGCCAAAUACGUCCAAGAGGGAGCUCGUGUUGUCAUCGCCGAUUUAUCAGAAGAAGCCGGCCAGGCCGUCGCUCAGGAAUUGGGCUGCCACUUCGUCACCGGAGACGUGACCAAGCGAGAGGACUGGGAGAGUCUCCUAAAAGCAGCCCUACACACUUUCGGUCAGCUCGAUAUCGUGGUGAAUAACGCCGGAGCCACGUAUGCCAACAAGCCGACGGAUGAGGUCACAGAAAAAGAUUUCGACCUUGUCAUGAAUGUCAACGUCAAGUCUAUCUACUUCUCCACUAAUGUCCUCCUGCCUUACUUCUUGGAGAAGAAGAGACCGGGCUGCUUCAUCCAGGUGGCGUCUACCGCGGGAGUCCGGCCGCGUCCAAGACUUACUUGGUAUAACGCCUCAAAGGCGACUGUCAUCAAUGCUACCAAGACGAUGGCAGUCGAAUAUGGACCCCAGCAGAUUCGCUUCAAUGCGGUCUCGCCAGUAAUCGGGAGCACGGGCAUGACACACCUAUUCAUAGGCAUGUCUAACACAGAAGAGAACCGCAAGGCUUUUGAGUCCGUGGUGCCAUUGGGAAGGGGCUCUACGCCGGAGGACGUCGCCAAUGCUUGUUGUUACUUGGCGAGCGAUGAAGCUGCCUUUAUCACGGGGGUCAAUCUCGAAGUGGAUGGAGGACGGUGUGUGUAAGGACCCUCAGCUUAGGUACCCAUUCUACCUGGGAGGUAUGUCUUAGAAACCUUGGAGCAUUAGGACCUUCCUUCUCGGGCCAUAUGGGAGGCUGCUAUUGAAGCCAUUAUGUGACGAAGCAUGCUAUCCUUCCGUCCGAGAAUAGACACGAGAUGACGCUUGCGCUGAUGGAGUUGGACUUCUUUCGGUCUUUGACUGUGAUAUAAUGUGGUGUCCAAUUCAUUUGCACUUCCAAGCGGAGCCAAGCCGGAACCGAGACGGAGCGACUCAAAUAUAGCUACAUGGGGAUGUCAUAGUAGUAUACCUACUAGUCACUCAGGAAGCUUCCAUUUAUAUAUCAAAUGCUACCUCAGGAGCCCGAGUCGUCACAGUCGUAGAAGUGGAUGCGAGGUUGUAUUGUAGUGUAGUUGUGAUGGGUGCUGACAUCCACCUUCAAGGCUCCCCUGUUUCCUUGCGCACCUAUGAAGUUCAGAAUCGCCCUGGUUUCCGGUCAUGCAUUUUAAUCCCCUGAGGGUUACCGACAAGGUGGGCUACGGUAGUUGACAUGUCUUGGUAUUAUUUACGAGUCAUCUAAUAUAUGUUGCAUGUUGUAUUGGCC